ACCACCAUAACCAUCGACAUGAACAAGCUUUCCACCGCUUCCAAGCGCCGAGGCGGCCGGGCACCAAGGAGCAGCACGAAGAAGCAGCCGGUGCUUGAGCCCACCAAGUCAAUGGAAUGCUCUAGGCCGGUCGGUGACAUGUCAUCAUCAACAUCAAGCCUACCUCAGGGAAACUCGGAAACUAUGUUAGACCAGAACCAGCCGAUCACCAUCAUCACUAAUGAUACAGCCUGUAGUGAGGAACCCAUGAUCAUGGACCCCAUAGAUCUGAAUGGUGGUGUCCUGGAGCCCAACUACGCGAACAACUCAAUGGAUCAGAUUGGGAUUUUGCAGGAGUGUGGGGAGAUUGAGGCCCUGUUAUCAAGCAUCGACGACAUGCCAGCUAGUGUGCUGACUGGCAUCGAGCACAGAGGCAACUCACCUCGGGUUGAGGAUCUCCUGGGCAUGGACUGGGAGGGUUUUGCGUCUCACCUAUGCGACGAACCAGCCCAGAAUGAUCUCCUCCAGACCGUGAAGCCGCAGGCAACGACAGGCUACGAGUCGGACAAGCUUGAGUCGUUCGUCAGUUGGCUCCUCUCUGAUGCGUCCUAAGAGAAUCAAUCACAAAACGGCCGCCACAAACCAUAGAGGAAGAAGAAAAAGAUGUCACACGCCAGGGUUUGGUUAGCGCUCAAAAUUUAAAGAUCUACGAGAUUACCGCGUAUUUCCAUGCCCCUCUAUAAAUGGGCAUUUAAAGCAAAAAAAAUCUAUUUUUUUGAAUAUUUUGAAUUUGAACACUCAAUGUACAGUAAGUACGGCAGCAUCUCAAUUAUUUCAAUGUAAUUAGUUCUGGCAUGUU
Molecule: messenger RNA, 838 nt
Organism: Triticum dicoccoides
Lineage: Eukaryota; Viridiplantae; Streptophyta; Magnoliopsida; Poales; Poaceae
Exons: 1
Source: RefSeq, a predicted model, not a curated record